This is a messenger RNA of Orbicella faveolata, 2807 nucleotides long. RefSeq lists its product as uncharacterized. NCBI's taxonomy places the organism in Eukaryota, Metazoa, Cnidaria, Anthozoa, Scleractinia, Merulinidae. The record is from RefSeq and is a predicted model, not a curated record.
CUCCGUCUCGGUCCAUAAACACGCAAAAAAAAAGAACUUGGCCAAUAUCCAGCCAUCUUGACCUCACACUUGAUCAAUAACCCGUACAUAUUUCGAGGACUCAAAUGUAUGUAACUGCUGCGCGCGCGUUUCGGCGCGAGCCAGUUUUAGAUUUGAAUCUUCCAUUAUGACGACGCACGCUGAAUCGUAGAACGACUUACUUUAUCACUGGGAAUAAAGAGAAACUUCUUCAAAAGAGAUUUCAAUCGAGCGUCCAUAGAAGUGUUGAUAAUCAGUUAAUCUUAAAGCUCAGUUUAAUUUUCAGUUUCAAGCCUUUUAUCAUCACCGUGUGUCAUAGUGGGUAAGUUCGUGUACUUUUCCAUUAUUUGUUUUGAAUAAUACGUAUUGAUAGCAGUUUCUUGACACAAAUACCUUGGUUGAUAAAAUUCCAUACUCUUAUGCUAUGGCAACGGCUUGUACAAUACGGCUUUUCAAAAUUUCCUAAAAGUAAUCAGAAACCAAAGAGUGGAGUAUAAAAGCAUAAACAUGUAAAUCACGAAAAACUUUUGAAGACACCAGUGACCGACGAGUAAUUUAUAUACUCGUCGGUCUUUCUUUAAAUAGACGUCUUUAAACAUUUUUAAUAAGUUAACGAUAUCAGUUUUAAUAAUUUGUUCUUCUCGUAAUAUAUAAAACAACAUAAGCUGUCAUGUGUCUUUAGUGGUACGCAAUCACCACCAAAGAGUCUAAGAGAUGCAUUGGCCUAAUACUUGCUCAGUGUGUGUUAGACCAAGUGUGCCUAACACACACUUAUCGAGUCGGUUGCCUCUAUGCAUGAUUGGACAGACUGUUACAAUCUGUGCAACUGUUAAUCAUUUCUCUAUACAGGUAACUGAUGGAUUCAGAACCUGAAUAUCCCAAGCAGGAUUAUUUCAACUUCUACCCAGCUUGCGGCACCGGCCACAAUCAACAAACAGAAAACUGCGACUUGACACACAGUGCGCAGCAAAGUACUCUCUCCAAUCACACGGGAGGGACUAAGCACACUACACAGCAUCCGGGAACUCAGCAGUACACCCCGAAAUAUCAGGGAACAAAUCAGCAUUUCUCGCAACAUCCGGGAACAAAUCCCUUUUCCACUCAGGAAAUUAAAACAACUCCUCACCUAGCCCAAUACCCAGGAACCAGUCAACAUUCAACACAGCAUCCGGGAAUUACUCAGUGCUUCACGCCUCAUCUGGGACAAUACCCAUUUGGAAGAACCACUCAUUAUACGGGAGCUGGAAAAUUUCCUGGACCUCCGCUUUAUACGCCAUUUCUGGGAACUGCUCAAUAUCCUGGAACUAGCAAACAGUUUGCAGAAAGAAUGCCAUACAAUACAGGGUCACAAUUUCAACAAACGGCAACUCAAUUUAGCGAUGGAACAGCAUGCACCAGGGAAAACCCGAGCGGGCAGCUAUUAGGAAACAUUGGUACAAGCAUCCUUGCUAACUUAAACAGCAAAGUCUUCGGAAACACAAGUGCUCAACCUCAAAAUUUCAGCUCAUUUCAAUUUACUAGUCCAAACGUAGAGGAAAGCCAACUGGAGAGGCCACAAAACAAUUUACCCGAAAGACAGAAACAACAGCCCGUCUUUGCCAAUCAUGAAUUCGGCAAAACGGCGGAGAAGCUGGAGCCCAAACGAGAACAAACUCAGCUAACGGAAGAGAAAGAAGCGGAAGAAUCCGCACAAAAGGAAAAAGAAAGAACUGAUAAAUCGAUUGGCAUAAAACAUCUUAUCACUAGUUAUGCUAAAGCAAGGACACUUGUAUCACUGUGCCGUUAUUUUGAUACACCACUGUUUGGAGAUCUCCCAGGCAACGAAGCAGAAAAGACUAUCAUGAAAAAUCUUGCUCACUUCUUGAAAGACGAAACAAACAAGAUGAAAUUUGUCAACUGCGGGGAAGAACAAGAAAAAACAACAUUUCAAAAUGAGGAUCCGACAAUGCAGGCUAGCCUUUCAGUAAUCGCAGCUACCAUAAGCGAGCUUGAAAAAAAGAAACGUAAACUUGAAGGGGACAAGAGAGAAUUCGAAAAUGUAGACAAGGUCGUGAAAGGUUUCACUGGCGAGCUGGAGGAGAACAUUAAACAGGCAACAACAUUGAAGACAGAAGUAGAGGCGCAUAAUGUUCGAUUGGAAAGAUUGAAGGAAAGGCAAAAGAACGAGCGAAAAAACAACGAUUCCGAGCGCUCGCAGUUUCAUAAAGAAAUGGAGGAAAUAAACAAAAUUCACGUGCACAGUUUACAGGAAAACCUUCGCACGCUGCAGGAAAAGAUUGGAGAGGAAACAAAAGGUUUUAACGACGUGAAAAGAGAAUUAAAAAACCUGAAGGAAAGGAAUGAUAGUUUAAGAACACGCAUUAAGGAAGCGGAGACGAUAAACAACAAUUUGAAGAAAAUUCUUGCAAAAUCAACAAAAGUGGGCAACACUGGAGGUCAGAAUACGGGUAGUUUAAGCGUGAAGACGCAUUAUAACAUUAAUCAGUAAUGAAAAAAAAAAAAAAAACCCAUCGUGUCAAAGAAUUACUUUAAUUUUCUUUAAUAAUACAUUCUUCAAGCCAUUGUUGUUAGUUUGAUUACGACUUCUGCGUUUAAGUUCAGUAGUUUACUUUGAACGCAACCCCGGCAUAUAAAAAAACCUCUUUGCGCUGACGUAACUUAAGUCUGUUGUAUUCAAUGCAAUAAAAUGAACUGCCAUGUUCAAAAUUACUGUUAAAUUGAAAGGAACUGGCUUAAAAUAGUAGUUUACUAAGAUAGAGAAACACCAAAAAUUUUGUUAUAAACCACAA